CUUGUGUCGGAGAUUGUUAGGAUAAUUAAUAUGUAUUCAGAAGCCAGAAUGAAAAGACGGCGGCGGCCGAGCGUGGAGUUGAAAACGGCGACCAGAUACAACAACGUUCGGAAACAGCUGAACGUCUCCCUCUUGGCGGCCGUUGCUGUCUUCUUCUUCGUCUUUCAGAUCAACUUAGUUUCUUCUGAAUUGACAGAGUUUUCAGACAUAAGCAGUGGCAUUCUAGUGGACGGCAACGACAGGGGUAUCGUGUCCGCCUUCGGUGACUUCAAUGCUGAUAAACACACAGACAUAUUUCUCUUGACGGACGGAGGGAGAGAAGUUAAACUACUUUUGGCUGGUAAAUCUGAAGAACCCUACACAUCCCGAAUUCUGAUUGAAGCCAACGCUAGUAACCUGACGGACACUAUCAUCACUAGUAUUGUACCAGCAGACUUUGAUGGUGAUGUCCACAUGGAUGUGCUGCUGUGUCGCCAAAAGGAGAAUGACCGUUCUGGAAACGUUUUCAUUGAGAUUUACUGGGGCAAUGGCUACACCGUGAACCAAGGUAACCCAUAUGUGCUGACAGAAACCCUGAAGGACCAGCCUCUUGUGAUGGAUGCCAAUGCUGACAUGGUUUCAGAUUUAUUUGGUGAAAACUCCGAUGGGAAAAGGAAAUUUUGGUUUGGAAGCUCUCAAAGAAUCCUGAAGAUGGUAGAUUUCCCCAAGAACAACACCCAGACCACUUUUGAUCCACUGAAAAAACCACAGUCCAGUGCUUUUGUGGACCUCAAUUAUGAUUUCUGUGCUGAUCUUUGUGUUGUCUCUGUGAAGAAUGGUAAAACCCAGUUAGAAUACUGGUACUACUUGGAUGAUGGCUUUCAGUUGAACAAAACAUUAGAUGUUCCUGAUGCUGUGAAAGUGUCUGGUCAGGCAACAUUUGUUAACGUUGAUGGUGAUGACGAGAUGGACUUGUUGCUGCCAUUCUGUGAAGAUACCGAGUGUCACAACAGUGGAAUUUACGUCUAUUCCGAGGAACAGUGGCACAAUCUGUCUGUUGACUUUGCUCAGGCCCAAUGGAGGUAUGUUCUUCCUGAAAAUGCUGACAAACUUGUCAAACCUCCAAUUACUCUGCGGGCUGGCGAUUACAACCUUGAUGGAUAUCCAGAUUUAUUAACUGUCCUCACAAACCAGAACCAUACCCAGAGGGUGUUUUUAUUGAAGAAUGUAGCUUUCACCCAGGACAAUUUCACCCGCACCUUCAGUAUUGAUUACAAAGCUUCGUUCACCCAACCAACAGGAUCUGCCUUUUUGGCCGCCUUUUUUGACAUCGAUGAAGAUGGUGUAUUAGAUGUCUUCAUCACUUCAAGACAGACAGACAGCAAAACCAAACUUCAGACCUUCAAGAACAAAUUUCUUGAAGAUGCUUAUUUUUUGAAAGUGAUGGUGGUCAGUGGUCUGUGUGGAGAAGACUGUAACGUGGCGCCCUAUGGCACCAACCAACCUGGACCUGUGGUUCAAUUCAAAACGACUCGCUUCUCCGGAGAAUUCCAAAUUGGUUUUGCAACCCAACUGAGUCAGUCAGCUCACUAUUCACUGCAACUGCCCUACACUGUAUUUGGACUCGGUCAAUCACCAAACUACAUCGACAAUCUCAAAGUUGGUAUUGCCUACUACCCCAAGGAAAAAUGUGAAACCCGUGAAUGGACCUCUGUGAUUCCAAACUCUCGUCUCAUCAUCAUCCCCCAUCCAAUGGAUGACCCUCUACAAUGGAGCAACAGGCUCUUUGUGACUCCCAGUCGACUGGUCCUUCUUACUGGAGCGGCAUUACUCGGUACCUGUGCUUUUAUCACAGCAGUGGUGGCCAUCUUACACUGGAGGGAGAGGGCGGAGGACAAACGCGAGAAGCUGCAAGAGGCCCAUAAAUUCCACUUUGAUGCCAUGUGAGCAACGGCAACAAAGAAGAUCAGCUGCUGAUGGUGGGACAAACCCUGUGCAGAGAAUUGGUGAUCAAAUAUUUAAUCUAGAAACAUGCUUAAUAAUACAUCAGGCUACAUAUAUAUAUAUAUAUAUAUAUAUAUAAAAAAACAUUCACGCACACACACAUAUAUACACAUGCAUUCAGUGACUAGACGCACUAUUUAUCAUAGGCACUAUAUAAACACCACAAUAGACAGUUGAUUUAGUAUACAAACGUGUAUGUGUGCUUGUAAAUGCGAAUGUGUAGAGUUGUUUAUAAAUGGGAACUUUUAUGUAAGUCACAGUAUUUUAGGCUGGCUAAUGUCAGCACACCAACACUAUACACCCUCUC
This is a messenger RNA of Octopus sinensis (East Asian common octopus), 2290 nucleotides long. Its product is annotated as T-cell immunomodulatory protein. NCBI's taxonomy places the organism in Eukaryota, Metazoa, Mollusca, Cephalopoda, Octopoda, Octopodidae. The record is from RefSeq and is a predicted model, not a curated record. The transcript has 17 exons. Gene Ontology annotation, cellular component: plasma membrane. The coding region runs from base 31 to 1926 and encodes 631 amino acids.